GUCAAGGCACCCUAAUGCUGCCCAACUGUGAGCCCUUAUUUUCCCACCGGCGAAUCGCCUUCUCUCGUUUGCAACGCCUCCCCGCCACGUGUCCUUCCUCCUCCUUUCUAUAAAAUACACCAUAUAAUAAUUAAUUCAGAGUGAGAGAGAGAGGAAGAUGGAACUUGGAGGGAACAAUGGAGGCUUCCAUGGCUACCGCACCCUCCCAGCAACUAGCUCCGCAGAGACGAGCAUGCCCCCAACUAAGCAGCCGUCUGUGGCCGACGAGCCAGAAUGCAUAGUCCGGGAGCAAGACCGGUUCAUGCCGAUAGCGAACGUGAUCCGGAUCAUGCGCAAGAUCCUGCCUCCGCACGCCAAAAUAUCAGACGACGCCAAGGAGACCAUCCAGGAAUGCGUGUCCGAGUACAUCAGCUUCAUCACUAGCGAGGCCAACGAGCGCUGCCAGCGAGAGCAGCGCAAGACCAUCACCGCUGAGGACGUGCUCUGGGCCAUGAGCAAGCUCGGCUUCGACGACUACAUUGAGCCACUCACUGUCUACCUCCACCGCUACCGUGAGUUUGAUGGCGGGGAGCGCGGCUCCUUGCGAGGGGAACCGAUCAAGAGGAUGGUCGAUCAGGCCUCCUUGGGCUUGCACAGGUUUCCCCCGCUCGCUUUCCACCACAUUCCUCAGCACCAUGCCUUCUUCGGAGCUGCUCCGGUUAAUUUCUUCAAGGACUCGCCUAAUGCUGGUCCAUCCGCAGCCUGCAUUGAGCCAUUCCCCCACCAUAAGGAACAAUUGUAG
Molecule: messenger RNA, 781 nt
Organism: Salvia splendens (bonfire salvia)
Lineage: Eukaryota; Viridiplantae; Streptophyta; Magnoliopsida; Lamiales; Lamiaceae
Product: nuclear transcription factor Y subunit B-6
Exons: 2
Coding region: 158-781 (207 amino acids)
Biological process (GO): regulation of transcription by RNA polymerase II
Cellular component (GO): nucleus; CCAAT-binding factor complex
Molecular function (GO): DNA-binding transcription activator activity, RNA polymerase II-specific; RNA polymerase II cis-regulatory region sequence-specific DNA binding; protein heterodimerization activity
Source: RefSeq, a predicted model, not a curated record